Messenger RNA from Apus apus (common swift), 8753 nucleotides. It is a transcript of the gene IGSF10, whose product is annotated as immunoglobulin superfamily member 10. Lineage: Eukaryota; Metazoa; Chordata; Aves; Apodiformes; Apodidae. Gene Ontology annotation, cellular component: extracellular region. Gene Ontology annotation, molecular function: protein binding. The annotation marks the transcript as partial. The record is from RefSeq and is a predicted model, not a curated record. The transcript is spliced from 7 exons.
CCCCGGCCCUGCGCCUGCCCGCGCCCCGCCGAGCUCCACUGCACCUUCCGCCACUUCACCGCCGUCCCGCCGCGCAUCCCGCCCCGCGUCCGGCGCAUCAACCUGGGUUACAACAGUUUGCUUAAACUGACUGAAACGGACUUUUCUGGCCUGGAGAAGCUGGAGUUACUGAUGCUGCACAGCAAUGAGAUAAACACAAUCCCUGAGAAGGUGUUCAGGGAUUUAUCUUCAUUGCAGGUCUUAAAAAUGAGCUAUAACAAGGUCAGAGUGCUUCAGCAGGAUGCCUUUUAUGGUCUGAGGAGCUUGGGACGGUUGCAUAUGGACCAUAACAAAAUUGAAUUUGUAAAUCCCAAGGUCUUCUACGGACUGACAUCACUGAGGUUGGUCCACUUGGAAGGGAAUUUACUGAAGCAGCUUCACCCAGACACUUUUGUUUCCUUGCGCUACAGCCAAAUAUUUAAAAUAUCCUUCAUCAAGCACAUAUAUUUGUCUGACAAUGUGUUGACUUCAUUACCACAAGAAAUGUUUUCCUCCAUGUCUGAGCUAGAGAGCAUUUACCUGCAUGGAAACCCUUGGUGCUGUGACUGCAAUCUGCAGUGGUUUGCAGAAUGGGCAAGGCAGAGACCAGAUGUUAUAAAGUGCAAAAAAGACAGAAGUUCAGGUGCUCAGCAAUGCCCAAUAUGUGCUAGUCCCAAAAAUCAUAAAGAGAAAAGCUUAGUGGAUAUUCCUUCUGCAUCUUUAGCCUGCAUGAAGCCAACCAUACACGGCUCCCUGAAAUUAAAAAACCUCACAGUGCCAGAUGAUGGGGAUUUCAGUGCCAUCUCUCCCAAAGACUUUGUGGCUCCUAUAGGAUCCAUGGUUUUGAACAUGACUGAUCAAGCAGGAAGUCGAGGUAACUUGGUUUGCAAUCUCCAAAACCCUAAAGAAAUGUCUCCCAUCAUAUUUGACACAGAUGGCAACAGCACAGUACUCAAAACAUCAUUCUCAGCAUUCCUUGUGUGUGGCAUUGAGUAUGAACAUAUUCAGCAGCUAUGGAGCAUAUUGGCACUGUACAGCAAUUCUCCCUUAAGACUGGAAAGGAACGUCCUAGCAACUAACACACCUUUUCUUAGUUACAAAUAUAAACAAAUCUACUCUGAAAAAGAUGAACUUUUUACCAAUAUAGAGGCUGAACUGAGAGCUGAACCACCUUGGCUAAUGCAAAGGCAAGUGGCAUUACAGCUGGACAGGACAAAAACCACCCUAAACACACUGCACAUCCAGUACUUCACAGAUGCUCAGAUUAUUUUGCCCAGAGCUGAUGAAAACCAGGAGAGAAAUAACUGGGCUAUCAUCUCCAGAGACAACAGAACACAAACAGAGCACACUGUUCUAGUCGGGGGCACCGUACAACUGGAGUGCCAAGCAAGUGGAGAACCAGCUCCUGCAAUAGAGUGGCUAUUGGCUGAUGGAAGCAAAGUUAGAGCACCUUAUGUCAGUGAGGAUGGAAGGAUCAUCGUGGUGAACACUGGGACACUGAUGUUACGGGCAGCUGAUACCUUUGACACUGGCCUUUACCACUGCAUAGGCACAAACGCGCGGGAUGCAGACGCCCUGACGUUCCGGAUCACCGUGCUCGAUCCCCAGGUGGAGCACAGCGGAGUGAACGGAGCCCGGCUGUCCACGCUUGCUGGCAGCACACUCCACCUCCCCUGCACAUCCUCAGCUGUCCCAGACGCUGCCAUUAGCUGGGUGUUACCUGAGCCUGUGGUUCUUCAUCAUUCUGUGAGAAACAAACAGAUUUUUGACAACGGUACCUUGAGAAUACAAGGGGUGACAGAGCGAGACAGCGGCUACUUCCGAUGCGUGGCAGCCAACCAGUAUGGGGUGGAUCUGUUGGUUUUCCAAGUGCUAGUUAGACAGGAUGAAACCACUCCAAAGAAAAAGCACAUAGUUGUGGGAGAAAAGGAAGAAGAUGGUGGCUCUGGUGAGGUAGUGCUGGUCUCUGCAACCACACAGAAACAUCCACUAGCUCCUCUGGCUCCCCAGACACCUGGUCAGGACUCUGCUGCCUCAGCAGCCCGGAACCAGGUCACACAGAGUGUGCCUACAAGGAACAGCUAUGGGAAAAUGGCUCACAGGCACUCUGGGGACAAAAGGGGCAGGCGGUUCAGGGGACACAGAAGACAGUUUGUUUCCUCAGCCAGGAGAGUCGAUCCGCAGCGCUGGGCAGCCCUUCUGGAAAAAACAAAGAGGAACUCAAUGUUGACAGAAAACCAAGGAGAAGUUGCAACAAAACCACCUAUUCAAGCCCAUGAGUUCUCAAAAGUAUCUGGGAAUGAGGAGGAAACCUCUGGUGAUCUCUUGUCUCCCGAAGAAGAAUUCAUGAUCCCAGUAACAGAGACAGCCCCUGUGCCUGCUCUGGGAAGAGCCGUGGUACCUGUAGGGCCUGCAACCAUCGUGAGGGACCCCCCUGCCAGGACCACCUCUGCCCCAGCUGCAGGAACUCCCCUCCCCUCUCCUUUGUCAGAGUCUGGGGCAUCUGACAGCAGAAGGCCACAAGCAUAUCUAAAACCUACAAGUACAAACUCAGAGGAGAGAUCAGAUUUAAGUCAAAUAUCAGCAAAGGGUAUAAACCAAUCAACUGUAUCAAAUGGAGGGAGAGGGACAGCUUCACUUUUCCCUGCUGGGCAAAGGCUGGUAUAUUCUGGGGAAAGUAAUAACCAAUAUUUAAAAUCUGUAUCUACUACACCCAUGACAGGUGUCACAGUCACCAGCAAGUCCAUAACUUCCCAUAAUGCAGUGGACAAGCUCCAUGUCUUUACUGAGUCUAUUGAGAUUUCUACCAAAACAGAUCGUCAGACUCCUGUAGUGACAGUCAGUGAACCAAGUCCUGAAUUUGGUCACAUUUAUUUUCAUAGUACUCAGAGACAAGUAACUCCAAAGCCACCACUGGAGUCAACUACCAAUACUCAUCAGCAAACUCAGAUUAUUCAGGACACUCAUACACCUCAGGCCCAGCAGCAUUAUGGAAGACGAAGGAAAAUUUCUGGUAGGAGACAAAUGGUUAGACCUGGACAUAUUCCAAGUAUGAAAGAGCACAGAUACAAUUUUGGGAGGUCAGGAUCUGACAGAGAAAGUACAGCUGUGGCUGCAGAUGUUCAACUAAAUAUAAAACACUUAUCAACUUUACCAACCUUAAAAAACGUCAGCAGCUCCGUGAACCCAAGUAGCCCAGAAGCACCUCUGUCCUCCCCCCCUACCACGAAUAUGCCACUGGAGCCCCCAGCAGGUACUCAUCUAAGCACAGCAUUCCUCAGGGAAGAGAAAAGCAACCCCAGUGCAAGGCAAAAAGCUACAACAGCCAUGCCCUUAAUUACAAAAGGCACCCAAGAUACUCCUCAAUGGAACUUAGAGACCAGUGCUCCACUUCAGAAAUGUUCUGAUAGAGUCCAACCUUCUAGUAUCAGACAACCAACACUGGCAACCCGUACGGCUCAUAUUGUGACAGAAAUUACACAUGCCAUAAGCACCAAGAUAUCUUCAACUCUUGAAUCAGUCUCACCCAGCAUCAAGCCUAGAACCUCAGCAAAAAAUUCCCAAAGAGAAAAAAUUACUUGGGAACAUCUCCUUGGAAACGGUGCACGAGAAGAGGUCCUUCUUCAGCAGCUGUCAGAACAACAGACAGAUGGGUUUCCAUCAGUGGAGGCAUCGACCAUGCUUCCUAAAACCACAACAUCAGCUGUGUCCAGAAUGUCUCCUUUGCACUUCACACCCAUUUCAACAGGUGGGGAUCACAGCAGCGGUUUCUUGUCCUUAAAGAAGCCCAUUCCUCGUGGCAAUGGGAAGUCAGCAGAACAUCUUCCCCCUGCAGAACCACAGUUGUACUCUAGUCCUGCAACUGCUGCAACCAAAGAAACGGUUGUAACAAGUGUGAAGCCAACAGUUGUGCCUGUUACUGCUCCUCAAACAGACACCAAAAUCACCAGAAGUAAAACAUUCCGAGGGGGAAGAAAGAGAGGUCAGAGGAGGAAGAAGCCUCCCCUAACAUCUGUCUCGCCAAGGGUGAGCACAGACGCCCCCACUGCAGCCAUUCCAACGCUGAACACAGCCGCGCCUGUCGCGACAGCAACAAAACCGUUACCUGGGCCUGCAAAUCCCCUCCCCGGGGCUGCGAGCGCGGGCUCAGUGCCAGAAACGCCAGCACCGUGGGGCCGUGACACGCCAGAGGCACCUCGGGUGGUGCCUACAGCCGCCAGGCAGGCCCUGCUGACCGCUGUCCCCGGCACGGACGUCCCGUCCGCCACGGUGCCGCCCGGGGGCCGUCUUGCUCCCCCCGCCACAGCCCAGGCCCCUCGGCCGCGCUCAGAGCCGGCCAGUGCCACCGGCACGGGACCCGCCGGGCCGGGAGCCGCUCCGCAGCCCCCGCUCAGCCUCCCAGCCCCCCGCCCGCCCCAACGCGUCCUGCGAGACCCCCCUGGGCUCCGCGGAGGGACCCCCGCCCCACCGCACCGCCGGUCCCCCCCCCCCUGCGCUGCCCCGCGGGGCGGGGACACCCACCGCUCCGGCCCCGGCUGCUCCGGGAGGAGACGGGAGCAACAAACAGGCAGCACCGAGCCCAGCGCCGGGGGCGACCCCGCGAGCAGGCAGCACGGGGCAAAGCCCAGGAUCAGCGGAGGGAGCCUGGCGGCCUUCACCGUGCUGGCCGACUCGGAUGCUUUUAUGCCUUGCGAAGCUACCGGCAACCCCCCUCCCACGGUGCGGUGGAGCAAGAUAUCGCCAGGGCCGGGCGCCCCGCAGAGCCGCUGGCAGGUGUUUGCCAACGGGACGCUGCGGGUGGCGCGGGCGGCGCCGCAGGACGGGGGGCAGUACCUGUGCACGGCGGCCAACGCGCACGGCGCCGCGCGGCUCCUGGCCACGCUGUCGGUGGUGGCCUACCCGCCACGGGUGGCCGGGGGCAGGUGGCAGCUCCUCACCGCCCACGCGGGGAAGCCCCUGGCAGUGAAGUGCAGAGCGGAGGGCAGGCCUCCGCCCGCCAUCUCCUGGGUGCUCGCCAAUAAAACGCGCGUCUCCCACUCUUCGGCGGGAAGCCGCAAGGUCCGCGUGGAACCAGAUGGCACUUUAGUUCUUGAGGAGGUCACCGUUUAUGACAGGGGCCUCUACACCUGCACGGCUACAAACCCAGCGGGCAGCGACACGCUGGCCGUGAAGCUGCAGGUCAUUGCGGCACCUCCCGCCAUUCUGGAGGAGAAGAGACAACGCGUUGAAGGAACGGUGGGGGAAAGUCUGAAACUCCCCUGCACUGUGAAAGGGAAUCCUCAGCCCACUGUCCACUGGGUGCUCUUCGACGGCACGGUGGUGAAGCCUCUGCAGUUUGCAAACACAAAGCUGUUCCUCUUCUCCAAUGGCACCCUUCAGCUCAGCAACAUGGUCCCUUCUGACAGCGGGAAUUACGAGUGCAUAGCCACGAGCUCGACGGGCUCGGAAAGGAGGGUGGUGAGCCUGGUGGUGGAACGCAGAGAUACACUCCCAAGGAUAGCUACUGCCUCCCAAGAAAUGACUCAGUUGAAUUUUGGGGAUAAGCUGCUUCUGAACUGCACAGCAACUGGCGAGCCAAAGCCCAGGAUCAUCUGGAGGUUACCUUCCAAGGCAGUUGUUGACCAGUGGCACAGAAUGGGAAGUCGAAUCCAUGUCUACCCCAACGGGUCCUUGGUUAUUGAGGCAGUUACAGAGAAGGACGCAGGUGACUAUUUGUGCGUUGCCAGAAACAUAAUGGGUGACGAUCUGAUUCUGAUGAAAGUCAGCAUCACAAUGAAACCAGCCAGGAUUCACCAGAAGCAGUACUUCAAGAAACUGGUGCCAUACGGAAAAGAUUUCACAGUGGACUGCAAGGCAUCAGGGUCACCCACACCAGAAAUAUCCUGGAGUUUGCCAGAUGGGACAGUGAUCAAUAACGCCAUGCUGGCAGAUGACAGUGGCCGCAGGACUUGGAGGUACGUCCUCUUUGACAAUGGAACACUGUAUCUCAACAAAGCUGGAGUCACAGAAGGAGGAGAUUACACCUGCUACGCUCAAAACACACUGGGCAGAGAUGAAAUGAAGGUACACAUCACGGUCGUCAUGGCAGCCCCGCAGAUAAAGCAGAGUUACAAGACAUAUGUUAAAGUGAAAGCUGGAGAUACGGCACUAUUGGACUGUGAAGCUGCUGGAGAACCCAAGCCCAAAAUAUUCUGGUUGCUGCCUUCCAGUGACAUGAUCUCCUCGUCAACAGCCAGACACCUCCUGCAUGUCAAUGGCUCGCUGUCAGUCAGGCAAGUCAAGCUGUUAGAUGCUGGGGACUAUAUGUGUGUUGCUCGUAAUCCUGGAGGGGACGACACAAAACUGUAUAAACUGGAUGUUGCUGCUAAACCACCCAUCAUAAAUGGUUUGCAUGCAAACAAAACCAUCAUGAAAGUGACAGCAGUGAGGCACUCAAAGAAACACCUCGACUGCCGGGCAGAAGGGACACCCCCCCCACAGAUUAUGUGGAUCAUGCCUGAUAAUAUUUUCCUCACAGCUCCAUAUUACGGGAGCAGGAUUGUAGUGCACAAAAACGGGACACUUGAGAUCCGGAACUUAAGGCCUUCUGACACAGCAGAUUUCAUCUGCGUGGCACGUAAUGAAGGGGGAGAGAGCACGUUGGUGGUGCAGCUGGAGGUGCUAGAAAUGCUAAGGCGACCAAUGUUUAAAAAUCCAUUCAAUGAAAGAAUAAUAGCAAAACCUGGAAAAGCCAUCACAUUGAAUUGUUCUGUGGAUGGAAACCCUCCACCUGACAUAAGCUGGAUGUUGCCUAAUGGCACUUGGUUUUCCAGAGGCAUCAAGACUCCCCAGUUUCUCACGGGAAGCAGCGGUACCCUGACCAUCUACAGCCCCGACAGGGACAGUGCAGGGAAGUACCGCUGUGCUGCCAGGAACAGCGUCGGCUACAUUGAAAAGCUGAUCAUCUUGGAGGUUGCCCAGAAGCCCAAUAUUCUCACCCGCCCAGCUGGGCCAGUGAAGGGCAUCAGUGGGGAGCCCCUGUCCCUGCAUUGCCUGUCGGAUGGGAGCCCCAGACCCCACACAGCCUGGACCCUGCCCGGGGGGCGCGUGCUGCACCAACCGCAGCUCAACGGGAAGUACCUGCUGCUGGAGAAUGGCACCUUGGUCAUACGAGAAGCCACCGUUCAUGACAGAGGACAUUACGUGUGCAAGGCUCACAACGAUGCCGGAGACUCCUCUGUAACUGUCCCUGUGGUCAUUGUAGCCUAUCCCCCGAGGAUCACCAGCAGACCUCCGCAGAGCCUUCACACGGUGCCUGGGGCAGCAGUUCAGCUCCACUGCACAGCACUGGGAAUACCAAAACCAGAAAUUACCUGGGAAUUACCUGACCACUCCAUACUCUCUACGAGUCAGCAAGGCCGAGCACUGGGGAGUGAGCUGCUUCACCCCCAUGGGACAUUGCUCCUCCAGAACCCCCGACCCUCUCAUUCUGGUGCGUACAAGUGCACAGCGAGGAACCCUCUCGGCAGCGAUUUCACAGUGACAUACCUGCACGUCAUUUGAGAAGAAGAAAUAACAGCAUGAGUGACUCUUAACAAAGACUACAGCUGGACUGAGUUCAUUCUUAGAGUAAGUUUAUUCAAAAGCAGCCACGGGUAUGUAAGUACCUAAAUACAUCCUCAGUCUUCAGCCUGCAGUGACCAUGCAAAAAAGGAGAGGGAAGGCCUGGGGAAAAUUAGAUCUAGAGUUAUUUUCCAGUAUUGGUUCUUUCAGUGAUCAAGCAGACUUCAACAAAAAGAAACUUAAGGCAUUUCUGUUCUGCCAGCCAACAUUGAAAAGCAAAUAAAAUUACAUUCUGGAAAUGUACCUAGAGAUCUUCAGUAGAGACUUUUUCAUAUCCGUUUAAUAUUGUCCACCUUGUAUGAUUAUCACACAAAGCAAGAACACCUGAGAACCAAAGAGACUAUUUUAUUGUGAUAUGGAUUCCCUUCUUAAUAUGUUUGACUAUUUUAUAAGGUUUUCUAAAAUAAAUAUUCAAUGGUGAAACAAGUAGUGUAGCAUUUCUAGUAACACAGCUCUGUUUCACACAGCCUUUUUUGCAGACCUUUGGGAUGACACAUACAGAAAAACUUUGUUUCAUUUUUAAAUGAGAGAGUAAUCUCGGUUUAGAACAAGUACAUGCAGAAACAAGAACAAGACCACAUGCAGAAACGCACUAGCUUGGCAUAAUUUUCCUCUUGUCACAAAAGCAUUUUUUAAAGAUUUCUCACUAGAAAACAAUUGCAUCACUUUGCAUACAAAUUCAGAAUUCUGCUUUCCCAGUUCAGUAGAUGGGUCUGAGAAGCAGCCUCUGUACACGAGGGAAAAAUGCCUCACAAUGAUAGGAUGUUGUUACCUACAGAAUCAUGGAUUGGAAUAGUCAAAUAAAUCAUUAAAUUUUGUUAUUUAAUACUCUAAGCUCACCUUGGAUUGCUUUAGUGCUGGUUUGAUGGUCUCCUGACUGUGAGCAUGGUGUUCCCUCCUUCCACAGCCCUGAUAGAGCAGCAGUAGCCACAAAAUGGCUGGAUGACAAACCUCACUGGUUAGUAUCUGCUUUAGCUAGUCUGAAGAACAGUACAUCUCUUUAAAAAAAAAAAAUGAAGAGAAAGAAUUUUUUACGUGAGUAAAACUUACCCAACUGUUGUAAAAGCCAAUCAACAUUUGUCUCCAGGCUGCUGUGCAGUGAGUGCUAUUUCAUGAGCUGGCUGCAUGGUCUC